Molecule: messenger RNA, 771 nt
Organism: Phaeoacremonium minimum UCRPA7
Lineage: Eukaryota; Fungi; Ascomycota; Sordariomycetes; Togniniales; Togniniaceae
Product: putative translation initiation factor if-3 protein
Exons: 1
Coding region: 1-771 (256 amino acids)
Biological process (GO): ribosome disassembly; mitochondrial translational initiation
Cellular component (GO): mitochondrion
Molecular function (GO): ribosome binding; translation initiation factor activity
Source: RefSeq, a predicted model, not a curated record
AUGAGGAGCCCAUCAUGCCUGUUCAGCACAGGCGCUGCCCUUCGUAGGGUUUUCAUAACGAACGGCCUCGAAUCGUCACCAGUGUCGUUUGCACCAUCACCUGCACGGCUGUUCCUACCGAAGCUAUACAAUGACCCGCAAGUCCGCACGGCUUUCAUGAUGAGGAAGGCCACAAAUGGAACCCCAGAAGAAGCGAGGGGGGGAGGCCGCGGGCCGAAGACGAAGGGUGCCAAGCUGCCGCGCAACAGGGAGAUUGCCCAACUAUACUCGCUGAUUGUGAUGCGCGAGGACGACAACAAGCUAUCGGAGCCCGUCUCGCCGCAAAAGGUGCUUUCGAGUCUCGAUCCCAUCAACCACACGCUACAAGUGGUGGCGCUACCAGAUCCCGACAACGAAAGGGCCCCGCCGUACCCGAUCUGCCUCGUCAUCGACAAGAAGGCCGAACAGGCGAGGAGUUUGGCGCUGAAGAAGGCAGCGCGCAAGAAGAGCGUGCAGAGCAAGGAGAUGGAGCUCAACUGGGCCAUUGAUCCGCACGACCUCGAGCACCGUAUGCGCCAGCUCAAGGGAUUCCUGGAGAAGGGCAUGCGCGUGCAGAUCAUGCUGGCAACCAAAAGAAGGAAGCGUGUUGCUUCCAAGGACGAGGCCGAGGCGGUCUUGGCUAAGAUCAUGGAGGCGGUGGCUGAGGUGCCCGGUGCGAAAGAGGUUGCGACCAGGGAGGGCGUUCUAUUGAAGACUAUGAAGAUGCAUGUCGAAGGUCGUCAAGGAGGUUGA